This is a messenger RNA of Puccinia triticina, 642 nucleotides long. RefSeq lists its product as uncharacterized. NCBI's taxonomy places the organism in Eukaryota, Fungi, Basidiomycota, Pucciniomycetes, Pucciniales, Pucciniaceae. Bases 1 to 642 code for a protein of 213 amino acids. The record is from RefSeq and is a predicted model, not a curated record. The transcript has a single exon.
AUGUCCUCGAUCUUCAGUCGCCGUCACGGUCAGACGUUUACCCGCACUGGGCGCUCUACACCUGAUCUCCUUUCAUCAAACGCUUCCAAGCUGGAGCAACCAAAAAAUUCUGUUAAUAGCCUUUAUCACCUGGAUGUAGUCGAUUCUGCCUCAGUGAUAAUCCCAUCAGUUCUUACCUACCCUUCCCCUCAAACACCUGAACAAUCGAUGUCUCCUGUAUCUACUUCAAGUAACACAUCAGUGCCUUCCGGGUCUCAAAGGGUACCACCACCGACCACCAACAUCAGUUCCCAUGCGACAAACCCAGCUUCCGCGGGUCCGUCGGGUCCUCAACGCCACAAGCGAGCACCGACCCCACCGCCACCGUAUGUUGAGCACUUUCCCUCGCAAAGUGAAGCAGAUAAUUCCACUGCGACACCUGUAGUAGCCCGCUCAAGAUCCCGAACUCCGUCCACAUCUUCUUGGAUAAAACGUGUGGUGUCGCGCAGCUCCUCACGUGCAUCUCUUCGCAAGCAGUAUCAACAAAUUCCAAUGUCCGAAGAGGAGAAGAUUGAAGCAGAACAGAUCAAGGCUCGCAAAGAAAAAGAAGCACUCGCCGAAUGGAAUCGAAUCAAUGAUGCCCUCAAAGCUGCAGGAUUUUGA